This is a messenger RNA of Ogataea haglerorum, 1146 nucleotides long. RefSeq lists its product as uncharacterized. Gene Ontology annotation, biological process: DNA-templated DNA replication; DNA repair. The transcript has a single exon. Gene Ontology annotation, cellular component: Elg1 RFC-like complex; nucleus; Rad17 RFC-like complex. Lineage: Eukaryota; Fungi; Ascomycota; Pichiomycetes; Pichiales; Pichiaceae. The record is from RefSeq and is a predicted model, not a curated record. Gene Ontology annotation, molecular function: ATP hydrolysis activity; DNA binding; DNA clamp loader activity. The coding region runs from base 1 to 1146 and encodes 381 amino acids.
AUGUCUCUUUGGGCCGAUAAAUAUAGACCGAGAACUCUCAGUGAGUUGAGUUUUCAUCCAAGAAUUUCGAAACAGCUGCAGGUGAUGGCAAGUUCGGGAGAGUUUCCCCAUCUUUUGGUGUAUGGGCCACCCGGUGCUGGGAAAAAGACACGAGUUCUCGCAACACUGAGAGAACUAUAUGGAGCUGGAACCGGAAGACUAAGGGUCGAUGUGAAAACUUUCAUUUUGCCUUCGGGCAGAAAGUUGGAGUUCAAUGUCAUAUCGUCCUCCUUCCACUUAGAAAUCACCCCGAGUGACAUGGGUAACAAUGAUCGAAUUGUAAUACAAGAUUUGCUCAAGGAGAUUGGCCAGAUAGAAAGCCUUGAUUUCUCCAAGUUUGAAAAUGCUUUAGUCUCUCUAAACGCAAGGGAACAGAAUAUGGGCAAGAAAUUCAAGGUUGUUAUUAUUAAUGAAGCAGAGCUUCUUACGAGAGAUGCACAAGCUGCAUUGAGAAGGACCAUGGAGAAGUAUUCAGCAAACAUCAGGCUGAUACUAAUCUGUAAUUCGACUUCCAAUAUCAUCGAUCCAAUCAAGUCGCGUACAUUGCCCAUCAGGAUUGCUUCUCCUAGCACGUCUGCAUGCGCUGGAGUUUUAGAGAUGAUUUUAAAGAAGGAGCACCAUGCGAGAAAAGCUUUUCCUGAUGACAGUGAACAAAGAAACAUAAUAUACAAGAGAAUAUCUGAUGCGUCUGAAAGAAAUCUAAGAAUGUCAAUUAUGAUGAUGGAAGCAAUGUAUAUGAAUCAUGAUGUCGUCAGCAUAACCACCCCCAUCAUAAGACCUGACUGGAUUGAUGUCCUUCAUGAACUAGCCACCAGCAUUUGCAAAGACCGAUCCGUAUCAAGAUUACAACAAGCGAGAUCUAUUUUAUAUGAGUUGAUGGCUCAUGCUAUUCCGGCAAAAUUGCUCUUGAAAAAGCUCACACUUAUCAUAUGGGAAUUUACUGGAACCCUUGACCUCAAAAAUAAGGCAGAACUAAGGACAGCUGUCAUCUCGACAAGUACGAUAUAUGAUGAAAGGCUUUCUUUAGGUUCCAAAGACAUAUUUCACUUGGAGGGUUUCAUCACAAAAGUCAUGGUGAUUUUGGAGAAGAGUUUCAUGAUGGAUUGA